GAGAAGUGGUCCGCCGACUUCCCACCCGGUAGUGCUACAGGACCGGCUGCCUCUCUUGGCCGGCGUGGAUCCUCGCCACUAAUCCAGUCCUGCAUUGGCUUAUCACAGAGCGCAAUUCGGGCAUGUGCCUGGGCCCAGAAGGUGGGCUGGUGGAAGGUCGCCUCUGCCCAGAGAAUUCCCAUCCGUUUGCAUAUAAGUUAACCUCGCGCCUGUCCGACUUGGCUCUGCAUCGUGUGCAACGCCUCACCAGCGACGACGGCCUUCAUCUCCCUCCGGAGAUACCAAGAGUGCUUAACUAGCUCUCCAACCUCUCAUCGCGAAGGCCAAGAUCAACCAUUUGGAUAGUCGAAUCCCUCCUCAAUUUCACCUAUCACCUAUCGACGACUAGAUGACCGACUUUGGACCUCGUGCCCCCCAUGGGCCCGAUAUGUCCGGGACGCACAAUCCCCUCGAGGAUAUGGACAUCCACGAGAAGGGUGCCUUCGACGUUCUGAUUCGUCCGGAUGACAGCUAUACCCCGGACGGUACCUACUGGGCCGAUCUGCCCCUCCUCAAGAAGCUCAAGUUCGUGAGCUCCUACGAUGCCGCAGAAGCCAAGCGCGAACUGAGCGGGAUCUGGGAGAUGACGAAGCAAGAUCCCUUGUCCCCUAUCUCGUAUUAUUUUCGGAACAUGGUGCUUCCUGGUGCGGGUCUAGGCCUAGAAGGUUAUGUGCUCUUCUCCAUUGGAAACGUGAAACCUCUCUUCCAAGCCGCCUUCAAGUCGUGUUGGAAGGAUCAUAAAAUUUGCGAUCCACAGUGGCUCAACUCCAUCGAAUACCUCGAGAUCAUUGGUAUCAUCGUAGGUCAGAUCUUGGUUGGAAUUCUGGGUGACUGGGUUGGUCGUCGUUGGGGUCUGAUUCAGGAUGCUGCAAUCAUGUUUCUCGGCUUGGUCAUGCUCACAGCUGCCUGGGGUGUGACCCAGAAUGGCUGGGUUAUCUGCUACGCCUGGUCGCUCUUCAUCUACGGUAUUGGUGUUGGAGGGGAAUAUCCCAUGACGGCUACCAGCGGUAUGGAGAAUGCCGUGGGUUCCGGAAAAGUCUCGACCAAGGAGGACCGCCUGCACCGUGGCCGGAAGGUCACCAGCGCUUUCUUGAUGCAAGGUUGGGGGCAGUUCUUCAACCAGGUGCUUCUCAUCAUCUUGUUGCUCUGCUUCCAUCAUGGCAGCGGUAACCCUCCAUACUCGACCGUGUCCGCCCAGUGGGUGUACCGUAUUUCCUUCGCGAUUCCUGCGGUAGGCACCUUGUGGCUGGUCUACUACCGUGCCUAUCACAUGAAGGCGGCGAGCAAGCAGUUGGUGACCGCGAAGAAGAAGGCUUCCGUCACCGGCUACGAUUUCAACUCUCUGGCUCUGACCUUCAAGUACUUUGGACCCCGUAUUCUGGCCACCGCGGGUGGUUGGUUCGCCAACGAUGUCUUUUUCUACGGCAACAAGCUUUUCCAGUCUGAAUUCAUCUCGGUCAUCAGCCCCCACUCCAAGUCCAUCAUGCCGACUUGGCUCUGGAACUUGGUCAAUGUGGGUGUCUCGCUGUGUGGUUACUACUUGGCCUCGUUCUUGAUCGAUAACAAGCUCUACGGCCGCAAGUGGAUGCAGAUGAUCGGUUUCUUGAUGUGCUUCAUCCUCUUCGUUGUUCCCGCUUUCCACUUCAAGUACUAUACCAGCGCGGAACACAUCAAGGAGUUCCAAACGAUGUACUUCUUGAGUUCCUUCUUCAACCAGUUCGGCCCUAACUCGGUAACCUUCCUGGUGGCAGCCGAGGUGUUCCCCACUCCCAUCCGUGCCACCGCCCACGGCCUGUCGGCCGCCGCCGGUAAGGCUGGUGCUCUUUUGGCCUCUGUUCUGUACAACUACAUCGAUACACAGACCAAGUUCUACGUGGUUCCCUGGUUUGGCCUGGCGGGCAUGGUCCUCACCUUCGUCUUCCUUCCCGACACUACAGGCCUUGAUCUCAAGGAACAGGAGCGUCGCUGGCAGUACAUCCGUGACGGCCGGGAGCAUGAAUACCAUGGUCCUGCCGUUCACUCCAAGCACUUGUCCCUCUGGGAACGCAUAACUGGCGUUGGCAAGUACUACGACGCUGAAGCCGAUUACAAGCAGAAGGUUGAGGAGUACCGUGCCGAAUGGGAGACCGCUAUGGCCCGCCGCAUCGCCGAGAAGGACAAGGGUGAGGAGCUUGAAUUGGAUACCGAUGAAAGCCUCUUGGAAGGCCAUGUCCAUGCCUACUUCCACCGGACGAGUCCCAUGUUCCGCCCGAUGGAGCAGAAUGCCAAGGGGGAUAACUUUGCUCUCCCCCCAGCGGCCCAGGAGGACGACUCGACUGCUUCUUUCAACGAAAAAUCUGAAAAAUCCACCUGAUCGACUUUAUACCCAUUUGCUGAAUCUUAUGACUGUUUGGGACGUGAUAUCUCCUUCGCACGAAUUCCUCUGGUCUCUUUUUACUUUUUCCCUUUUAACCUGUAUAGCCUAAUUUCCUUUUCGAUGUGUGUCGUUUGUUGAACUGGCUGACGGGAGAGAGCCAUUUGCAUUGAAAGCUGUAAAUACCCACGUAUAUAGUAUAGACUUGUCUAAUGAUGCAUACCCUAAACCACUAGCGCGCUGAGUUCACAGCAGAUCGCAAAUCAGUGCACUCUUCUUUCCACUGACAGAUCUUUCCGAUCUAAUCUUGAUAACUUAAAAAAGCUUAGAUUAGUAUACGAUCAGGUGACACAUGUAGUACAAUGGAACCAUGAAAAAAUAAUAGAUCAAUCCAGUCCACAACCAGUAGGCGGUACAUGAAUUAACCCGAUAACGAU
Molecule: messenger RNA, 2829 nt
Organism: Aspergillus alliaceus
Lineage: Eukaryota; Fungi; Ascomycota; Eurotiomycetes; Eurotiales; Aspergillaceae
Product: putative MFS phosphate transporter
Exons: 3
Coding region: 389-2392 (667 amino acids)
Biological process (GO): transmembrane transport
Cellular component (GO): membrane
Molecular function (GO): transmembrane transporter activity
Source: RefSeq, a predicted model, not a curated record